Penicillium antarcticum is the source of this 978-nucleotide messenger RNA. RefSeq lists its product as uncharacterized. The transcript has 3 exons. Bases 1 to 978 code for a protein of 325 amino acids. Lineage: Eukaryota; Fungi; Ascomycota; Eurotiomycetes; Eurotiales; Aspergillaceae. The record is from RefSeq and is a predicted model, not a curated record.
AUGUUUGCCUUGAGGCAGGCAUCACCUUUUGACCUAAUCUACCUCCCAAAUAGGAACCUAUUCUCACUUCUUGAGUGGGUCACACGGAGAAAUAGAAACAAGAUAAUAGCUUUUCUCUUAGAUCAAGGAACGGAUCCGAACUCUUUAUUCGACCCACCAUUUUGGAGCAAAGUAUCCUACGACGGAACCGAAAUAAAAAUGGAGUCACUCAUCCCAUCUAUGCGUGUCCUAUUUCGCCAUAUAGACAUAAGCUAUAAAUCCGACGAAGAAGCAGCAAUCUCUCACGUUUGCCCUUCCUUCUACCGACUACCAAAACGGAUUCGCAUUAGAGUGGCCCUUCGCAUAGGGGCGUUCUAUAUCCACAAUUGGUCCAUACCGGAGCUUUUUCGAGUCAUAUUAGGAACGGAUGUCUUAGAACCCAACGAUUUUAAAUUUUGUCAAGAGUUAGAUUCAACGUUAAUCCAUUGUGCAGCACGGGGCAGGGGUGUUAGCGAAAGAGGCUUUCGAGAAGGGACUAGCGCUGAUAGAUCGAAUUGUGACGCUUGGGGUGACCUCUGCCAUAAGUUUUUCUGUGUCAGAAUCGAUAUUUACGACCUCGUUGACGGCAAAACUCCCUUUCUAUCGUUUCUCGAUGGAUAUCUCUCAUCAUGGUACGGACCCAUAGAAUUAGGUCCGGCUUGUCAAAUUGCCGUUCAAGUCUGGCUGAAACAACUCGAAGUUGUUGGCGUCGAUCUAAAUAGGUAUGGUAAAGCGGAGGAAUAUAUGUGGAAAGGGGGUAUCACCCAGCGAGAAUUUGACGUGUGGAAUAUUCCGGAACAAGGGUUCGAAUUGCAAGGAAUGAUUGGAUUUACAUAUGGCUCUUCCCCUGGGAAUUGGUAUAUAUGGCUGUCCGAGGAAUCUGAUUCUUUUGUGGGAGAAUUUUGGGAUAUGAUCGAGCGGCCAGUGGAAGUGAUGCCAGGUGCCUGGCCGAAAGAAUGA